ACUGGGGGAAAAAAGAAAAAGAAAAAAGAAAAGGGGAAGAACGGUAUCCGUAUGAUUUAGCAGACUGAGUUGACUGAGAGAGAAAGCAAGAGAGGUUUCACGAUGGUUGCAGCAAGUGAUGCUAUGGUAGCUACUCUCCAUCAAACUCUGGCCUCAUGCUCCAAGUCCAUUGAAGCCGGUGAUUAUAACAAUUCAGAGGAAUUAAUCGCGGAGCUAGUAAAUUUCCUUAAUUCAAUCUCCGAUUCUCUAGUCUCGAGAGAACGUGAAAAUGAGGAUCCUGAGAAAAUCGCGGUUGAGAUUCUCACUCAAAUUCACCAAUACAUAGCCUCACCCGCAGUUAAACAGGAGGUUAUUGAUGCGUUGGCAUUUGAGUUGCCCAAGGCGGUGGCGAGGUUUGCUUGUGUAUCCACCAAGUGUUUGGAGAUUGCUGAAGAUUUAGUUUAUUGGUUUAUUCAGAGAUGUAGUCCACGCGAUAUGCUUUCCAUCCUCUGUGAGGCAAUAGGUUCUCCAAAUGAGCUGUUCACUGUUCCUGGCUACUUUAUUCCUCUUCUUGGUGGGUUAUCAAAAGUUCUUGUUUUAAUUCAGAGGCGGCACUAUCAGCAAGUGAAGUCUGCCGUCCCGGUUAUUCUGAAUGUUUUAAAGACCAUGUGUUCUACGUCGGAUGAUGAAGAUACAGAUCAUGAGAAGUUAUUCCAUAGAGCAAUUGGGAUUGCAUACUCGAUAAGAUCAAUUUGUGUAAACCUGGAAGGAGAGGACAAGAAGAAACUCCGUGCUUUAUUAGGCCUAUAUGUCUUGCAGAUCAUGGUGGACAAUUCUUGCGCUCUUGCUUCAUUUGGAAUUCCAAGCGACAUAUUGAAAUGUCUUUCAGUGGUGGUGGAGUUAUCAGACUUCCUUCAACAUUGUGAAUUGUCUUAUGUUGGUCUGAUAACUGGAUGUGAGGUUGACACGAUCUAUAAACUAGUUGUUGAAGAUGAUAGCAAGGAUGGUAUGGAUUGCUUUUCUCAAGCUAAGCUUGGAGCGGCACUUGCAGUAAUUUGGGGUUACAAGGCUAGUGAGGUUGGUACAGCUGCGAAAGCCGAUUUGCCCGUUGUCAUAAUGGAACUUCAAGGUAACUGGGCUAGAAGAUGUGAAGCAAUAGGUAUGUUGAAGUAUAUAUUCUCUUGUGCCAACCUGCCGUGGGAAUUAAAGCAGCACGGUAUUAGAUUCCUUCUAAGAGUCUUGGAUGGCAUUGUAUCACACUCGCAUGAUGACCAUGUAGACUAUUCAGUGUAUAUGCCAACUUUUUACACCAGUUUGCAGGCUGUUGAAAUGGUCAUCAUGUAUGCUCCAGAUUCUGCAUUAAGGAAGGAUGCAUUUAGUGCAUUCAAAAAGGUGCUUGCAGACAUACCAAUUUCUCUGAGAUUUGACGUCUUAAGGGCAUUGUUAAAGAAUAGCGACUCUUCUUCUAUGAUUGGGAUACUCCUAGAUUGUGUCAAAGAGGAAAUGCGCAUGGGAAAAAUUGAAAGAAAUUCAUCAGCCGAUGCUGUCCUAAAUAGUAAAGUUAGUCAAUCUACAGGAUUUUGGAAUCCAUCUGUGCUUGAAUUGGUGGAGGUGGUUCUCAGACCUCCAAAAGGUGGACCUCCAUCUCUUCCCCAGUCCAGUGAUGCUGUUUUAUCUGCCCUUAAUCUGUAUAGAUUUAUUCUGAUUACCGAGUCAUCAGGGAAUUCUAACUCUACUGGAAUACUGUCCAAGGGCAAAUUGCAGAAGGCCUACAACGAAUGGUUUCUCCCACUGCGGACGUUAGUGACAGGAACUAUGGCAGAAAGCCAAAAGGAUUAUGAUAACCUAGCAUGUGAUACAAUAUGCGCCUUGAACCCUGUUGAGUUGGUUCUCUACCGAUGCAUUGAACUUGUUGAAAUGAAGCUGAAACAAUUAUAAGGAGCACAAAUAAAUGUGUGAUUACGAUUGUUUUUGCGUCUAGAUAGCUAGCAGCAAAUCUUAUUCAUAUGUUCUAACUCCAUGGAGUCGAGGUUAUGACGGAACAGGAUUGUAUUCAUUAAUGGUGGUGUGCUUUAAUGUAUCGGGUUUUGUGUAGAUUGAUGUCAUCUUUUGGUAAUACUUCUCUAGUUUGAUAGCAGUACAAUUUUUGCGUCUCUGUUAGAGGAAAGAAAAUACUGAAAAUACUUUACUGCUACGUAAAUUAAUAAUGUACAAUACGAGUUCAAUCUUUGAUAUUUUUGUAUAUGAUUUUACAUUUCAUA
Molecule: messenger RNA, 2240 nt
Organism: Sesamum indicum (sesame)
Lineage: Eukaryota; Viridiplantae; Streptophyta; Magnoliopsida; Lamiales; Pedaliaceae
Gene: ALF4
Product: aberrant root formation protein
Cellular component (GO): cytoplasm
Molecular function (GO): ubiquitin-protein transferase inhibitor activity
Source: RefSeq, a predicted model, not a curated record